AUGAAGCUCACAAUCAGCAAACUGAUGGUUUUGUCAGUAGCUUUGCUUGCGGGGUUCACCACAAUUCUCGGAAAACCGCUUUAUGAUGGAAAAGAAAACUUUAUCGAAAGCUUGAAUCACAAGUUUUCGAAUCCGAGUUCUCGCAUUGUCAACGGCAUUCGAGUUCAAGAAGGAGAACGUCCUUUUCAAGUUUCUCUUAUACGCAGAGGUCGUUUUACCUGCGGUGGUUCUUUAAUCGGUCCUCGUUACGUUCUGACUGCAGCUCACUGUGUUCACGAAUCACCAGCCAGCCAGUUUCAAGUUCACUAUGGCACACUGCAGUACGGCACUGGUCCUAAUGCUUCAGUUGAUCAAGUUCACGCUCACCCCGGUUACACUGCAAACGGAGUUAGAGAUGACAUUGCCGUUCUUCGGCUUUCGGUUCCCGUUGCCCCCAGCACUCCAAACAUUGCAUUUGCGCUGAUAAAUCGUUUUCAAGCAUUGCUCAAAAAGGGAGAGGUAGUGACUGUUUCAGGAUGGGGUCGUACGGCACGAAACCAGACAGUUUCAGAGCAUCUGCUUCAAGCAGGACUGAAAAUUGUAGAUUUUGAUGAAUGCGCUCAAAGAUGGUCCGGUGCUUUUCGACUCAGUUUGGGAAUGAUUUGCGCAGCUGAUGAAGACUCCAGUGCUUGUCAUGGUGAUUCUGGAAGCCCUCUGACGCUUGACUCUAUAAACUCAGGAAACAGUUCGUAUUUGCAAAUUGGCAUUGUCUCAGUGGGUGCUCCAACUUGCUACUCCAACAAACUACCAAAUGUCUACACUGACGUGUAUCACUACCGCAACUGGAUUCGAAAUAUUGUUAGGCGAGGAUAA
Messenger RNA from Rhagoletis zephyria (snowberry fruit fly), 852 nucleotides. Lineage: Eukaryota; Metazoa; Arthropoda; Insecta; Diptera; Tephritidae. The record is from RefSeq and is a predicted model, not a curated record.